Cyprinus carpio (common carp) is the source of this 4469-nucleotide messenger RNA. Its product is annotated as membralin-like. Gene Ontology annotation, cellular component: endoplasmic reticulum. Gene Ontology annotation, biological process: response to endoplasmic reticulum stress; positive regulation of ERAD pathway. NCBI's taxonomy places the organism in Eukaryota, Metazoa, Chordata, Actinopteri, Cypriniformes, Cyprinidae. The record is from RefSeq and is a predicted model, not a curated record.
AUGUCAGGUGACUAACCGCGGAAGCGAGACCCGAGUGGAAACGCUCCUCAUUAAACGCUUCUUUGCUGCUGCUCCCAAGUCCGCUCCGCUCCUGUCCAGAAAAUGAUUGUGUAAACAGAUGGUCUGUAAGACAGGCUGCAGUCGCUGCCAUCGGACGGUUCUGGCGGGAUAUCUUCAAGUAUCUGAGGUCUUAUUUAAGAGGACAUUGUCAGCAUUAUAUGUGGAGGAGUUCGUUUAAAAGCAAACCUAACAUACGGGUUCUUCAGGGGAAGCUCGGCUAACUUGUUAGCUUAACACUGUUAGCAGACGUGUUGUGUGUGAUAUUCCAGUCUUAGUUCUUUCUUUCUUUAAAAAAAACUCAGCUACAUCGUCUGAGCCAGACUCCCAAACUCGAGUGGGUGUUAUGUAACGUUAUUUAGCUGGCGUUUGUGAAAAUAAAUGCGUGAGUUCCCAAGUUUAGCUAGUUUGGUUGGGGUGACAGUUGAUGCAAGAGGCCUGAGUCACAUCUGCAGGACACAUUUAGUCUGAAACACACUUUAAGAGCCUGAAAUACUCCUCUGGUCUCAGAAUAUUAGAUACAUGAGCAGCAGCUGUGCCAAAUGCUUUAAAGCUUUAAUAGUUUGCUAGGUCAUGACAUGGUAGGAGGGGAAGGAGCCUUGCCCACCAACAUCCUUACAAUUUCAGCGUCUUUGGGGGCGUCUUUGUGGUGAUAUCUGCAGUUACUGAACAGCGACCACCAUGUCCGACAACCAGGGCAAUGUGAACAACAACAACGUCCCACUGAACAACAACAAUAACGGUGGGCCGAACCGGAUCCGGAACCCCGCGAUGAACCAGAACCCCCUGAUCAACGUCAGAGACAGACUCUUCCACGCCUUGUUCUUUAAGAUGGCAGUCACGUACGCCAGACUCUUCCCACCGUCCUUCAGACGAAUAUUCGAGUUCCUCGUCUUGUUAAAGGCUUUGUUCAUGCUCUUCAUCCUGGCCUACAUCCACAUUGCCUUCUCACGCUCUCCGAUCAACUGCCUGGAGCACGUGCGGGAGAAAUGGCCCCGCGACGGCAUCCUGCGUGUGGAGAUCCAGCGCAACUCCAGCCGCGCGCCCAUCUUUCUGCAGUUCUACGAGACGGAGGGAAUCCAGGGCCUUGUGAAAGAACCAGAGGAAGACGCAAGUGAAACCAGACAGCCAAUGGUGCCCACAGACGCUGAAGAGGAGGAAGAGAUGACCAUGGAGAUGUUUGACAACAGCACAGUACAGUUUGAGCUCGACAUCGAGCCACAUCUGAAUCCGUCGAUGAGUGGCGGUGUUCCUGGCUCCAGCCUGAAUGAAUCCCAGGAUCUGUCCUUCAGCCAGGCCCCCUCUAAAGGUAUGCAGCCGCUGAGGGAGACUGUCUCCGAGAUUGAGAUGCUAACUCGAGCAGUGUGGCCACAAGAAGAGUAUAUUGUCGAAUAUUCUUUGGAAUAUGGAUUCCUACGGCUGUCCCAGGCCACACGGCAGCGACUCAACAUCCCUGUUAUGGUGGUGACCCUGGAUCCCAUGAAGGAUCAGUGCUUUGGAGAUGGUUUCAGUCGCUUCCUCCUGGAUGAAUGCCUGGGCUAUGACGAUAUCCUGAUGUCCAGUGUGAAGGCUUUAGCAGAGAACGAGGAAAACAAAGGGUUUCUGAGGAACGUGGUCUCUGGAGAACACUAUCGUUUUGUCAGUAUGUGGAUGGCCCGUACCUCCUACCUGGCAGCCUUUGUAAUCAUGGUUAUCUUUACUUUGUCUGUGUCCAUGCUGCUGCGGUACUCGCACCACCAGAUUUUUGUCUUUAUAGUGGACCUUCUCCAGAUGUUGGAGAUGAAUAUGACCAUUGCCUUCCCUGCUGCCCCUCUCCUCACUGUCAUCCUGGCUCUUGUAGGGAUGGAGGCCAUCAUGUCUGAGUUUUUCAAUGACACAACCACUGCUUUUUACAUCAUCCUCAUUGUUUGGUUGGCGGACCAAUACGAUGCCAUCUGCUGCCACACCAAUACAAGCAAGCGCCACUGGCUCAGAUUCUUUUAUCUGUAUCACUUUGCCUUCUAUGCAUAUCAUUACCGCUUUAACGGCCAGUACAGCAGUUUGGCCUUGGUCACUUCCUGGCUCUUCAUUCAGCACUCAAUGAUCUAUUUUUUCCAUCACUACGAGCUGCCGGCCAUCCUGCAGCAGAUCCGGAUCCAGGAGAUGCUGCUUCAGAACCAGCAGGUGGGUCAAGGAAACCAGACUGCAUUGCAGGACAAUCUCAACAACAACACUAGCAGCGCUGCGCCGGCUGGUCAAGCUAACGCAGCCGCUAACGUGAACACUAACGGCCAGGACCGGCAAGACGCUCAGGACCAACCUCAGCUCGAAACCCACAAUGGCUUGGUGGUAAAUACUGGUCUGUCCAUCGACCCAUCAAACUCCGACCUCGACUGGAUGGCUGAGAUCGCCAUUGGCCCAGACGUCUUGUCAGUUUCACAUUUGAGCGACUCACUUUUGGAGCCGGGAGGGAUCCAGGAUCCAACGUCAUCCAGCGCAGGGGUAACGGAGCUGCAUGGUCCAAGCACAGCAGGAGAGAACCAAGUUGGAAACAUUAGCAUGGCAAGCGUUCCUGCGGGACGGGGUUGUGCUCAGGGUCUGGGUCCCCCUGGUGAUGGAGGAGGGCAGACAGAACCCGAAACUUCCUCCCCAGUGACCUCACACACAGACUGCAGAGUUGCAGAAACGCUUAAAGGUGCCACGGACUGGGAAGGCAAGACGGAGAAUAAAAGUGAGAGCUCGGACUCCCAUUCUGCCCCAGCUUGAGUCGCGCACCCCCAUUCAGAACGAAUGAAUUCACGCUCUACAGUCGCCACCCCUCUAUGUAAAUUAAUCCAGAAGGCAUCAAGAGGAGAAACCGUGAUGGAGCUUUAUGUAAUUACAUCCUGGAAACCUCCAACAUGAACAUGAGGAGGGCCGAAGCAGACUUCCGCUGUCUAGUCAUGUUCUUAAGAGUAAAUUCGUAUUGAAUUGUCAAAUGAUGCCAUGUGUCAGGGUGUGAUCAUUGAAGUCUUUACAUGUGUUUUUUUUUUUUUUUUUAAAUGGUUGAAACUUUUAAUACAGGGAGUAUUCAGUUUAAAAUGUGAUGUAUCGCUUGAUAAUGGUACUUUUCAUUGCUCCUGAUUAUGGAGUUACACAAUCUGAAUACACAUUGUACUUUGCACAUCUUGUGCAAUGAUUGUUUCGGCUUUCUUUCCAUUCCUCUAAUGAUAUAACAUUAAUGCUGCCUAAUUCAUUUAGUCACAUUAAAAUUGUUUCGGUCCCUACUACGUUUGUUCACUACAGCAAGCCACCAAAAUGUUCCUUAUGUGAUUUGAAGUCUAGCUCACGACCUGCCGUUGCGCUCGGGUUUGGUAUUGUCAUAUGUAUGGAGCAGUUUGACUCCUGAAUCCGAUGCUAUUGGUGGUCAGAGUGCUUUGAUUGGCGAGUUUAUUUGCGAGUCUGCCAGUCAAAAGAAGUGGACGGGUGACGUCAGAGCAACGUUAUACUUAGAAUAAGUCCUCCUUCUAUAUGAUCCUCAUUGAAAGCUCUGUUAUGGGGUCGUUUAUGUGCUUUCUAAUCUUCAUCAAGAGACAUUUGUUUUUGUGGUUAGUUUAGAUGGACGGAGGUGGUCUUUUGCACAAACUCCUCAGCAAGUCGUUGGUUUUUCUUCAGGUGGAGUCUGGCUUUGACAGACCGAGUGGAUAGAUUAUUGCCUUAUGCUUCUAAAACCGAACAUUAACCUUGUAUUUCCAUCUUUGGCCAUGUACAUUGGGGUCGAUAGCCUUACCAGAGGCUUCAAAGCCAGUAGAGAAAAUGGAAACUGAAGCAGGAAUGAACAUGUAGUUACUUAAGCAGACAUUUUUUUGAAACAGCUGUAAGCAGUGAAGGUCAUGCUCAUUUCACAGUGUUGCAGCCCAUCAGCUGAAGUCACUGAUCCGGAAAUCUGUUGUCUUUACAUAUUCUGCUUUUGUAGAGGUUUCUCCAUAUGUUUGACUUGGGAUGAUCGGUGGGUGUCUAAUAACAGUACAGACUUGUUGAUCUUCAUGACCAUGUGUAAAAACGCACCGCAGACUAAGAGAACAAAGGAAACUGAUGUCUGUUGUGACGUGACUGUGGAUGGGGAGGGUCAAUUAAAGGCUAUGCAACAUGGCAAGUAAAAUCCAGGCUCAGUUUUCUUUUUUCUUUUUUUUAUUGUGCAAUAUUUUGUAAGGCUGCAAUCCAUUAAGGAUUCCAGGUCUGAAAGAUUGAUUUAUUGUUUCAUGAUCAGUUCCGUGCCUAUUUGCCAUUUUCAGAGGAAACAGAUGAUUGUAGUGUUUAGAUGCAUUGUGUAGGAUGCCUAGACAGAAACUGAAAAGAAUAAUUCUCAGUUCUGUGAUAAACUUGAUUCUGUCAUUCAAAUGUAUUUAACUGUAAUGUUUAAAAACUGCAUAAAGAGAUGAAAUUAAUUUCCA